Molecule: messenger RNA, 1899 nt
Organism: Chrysoperla carnea
Lineage: Eukaryota; Metazoa; Arthropoda; Insecta; Neuroptera; Chrysopidae
Gene: l(3)mbn
Product: protein lethal(3)malignant blood neoplasm 1
Exons: 3
Coding region: 1-1791 (596 amino acids)
Cellular component (GO): extracellular matrix
Source: RefSeq, a predicted model, not a curated record
AUGGAUUAUUUAAAUAUAAAAGUUUGUCUAAAACUUAUUUUGUUAGUCAGUAUUCUUGGAUUCAUUGAAACGCAAAAACAACCAAAUGCAGACGAAAAUCGUCCAUAUAAAUUUGGGUUUAAUAUUGAAGGACAGCAACAUAGACAAGAGGAAAAAGAUGAAAAGGGAUUAGUUAGUGGUGAAUUUGGUUUCAUUACUGCCGAUGGAGUUUAUCAUGUAACAGUAUAUGCGACAGAUGAGCAAGGUCGUUUUAAAAUUAUUAGUAUGAAAAGUAUCAAAGUCAGUCCCCCGCUAGACGGUUCACCAGAUUAUUCAAAAACACCUAUUCAAAAUAUCAACAACAAUGCAGUACAACCUGCAAUUUCGUCAUCAAGUACUUCCAAACCCUCAAUCUCUACAAUCAGCAAUUUUCUAUCAAAUCAAGAUUACACAACACAAUCACCUGUAAAUCGACCUUCUGUAACUCUACAAAAACCAGCAAAUUCGUGUAGCAGUUGUUCAAUACCAAGUACUACUAAAUUGCCACCUGCAGUAUCCCCACAGUUACUACAGCGGCCUGGAAAUAGUCAGUUAGGGCUUCCACAUCAAAUUCAAGUUCCAAAACCUAUCAAUGUUCAAAGCCCACCACCAAGCAUUAAUUAUCCACAAAGUCAAACAGUUGAUCCCAAAUAUCCUCAACAACAGGUUUCAAGUUACCCAAUAAGUCAAACUCCAGCAUCAUCACCAAGCCAAACACCAAAUCAAAAACCUGCCAAUAUACUAAAUCCACCAUUAAGCAUAAAUUAUCCACAAAGUCAAACAGUUAAUCCAAAUAAUCCUCAACAACAGAUUCCAAGUUAUCCAUCAAGUCAAACCCCAGCAUCAUCACCAAGCCAAAUACUAAAUCCAAAUUAUCCUCAAUCUCAGCUAGUAAAUCCAAUUUAUACACAAAAUCAAAACCCAGGAGUAAAUACUGUUAAUAACCCGUUACAAAACUAUCCUAAUCAACAAUCUAUAAUUCCAAACAACCCAGCAAAUCCGCCAAGUCAAGAGCUUAUUGCACCAUUUACACCUAAUGAGAUUCUUCCACCAAACAACUUGAAUCCAAAUCAACCUUCAUCCCCUGAUGUUUAUCCCUUAGUACCAAAUGACAAUUUUAAUUUACAACCUAACCCUCCCAAACAAGAAUUGUCUUCACCAUUUACUUCCAAUAACUAUAAUCCACAAUCAAAUCCACCUACUUCAUUUGUUCCAAACGCAAUAUAUCCAAGUAAAGAACCAAAUAUAUCUUUCCCACCUGAAUUGAAUAUCAGCCCGCUACCUCCUGAUAGCCUUAUAGAUAAUAACUACGACCUGGAGCCUUUAAAUCCAACAAUAAAACCCACAACUGAUAAUAACUACCAAACUACCAGAAAACCAUCUCCUGUUAUUCCUGAUGGUUUACAUUUCCCUGGAUUAAUUCAUCCGCCAAGUGAUCCUCCACCCGGUGAAAAUCCAACAAUGACAGGACCAAUGCCACCAGGAGUCACUGUAGAUGAUAUGCGCGAUUUAAUGUAUAAAUUUAAUUAUACUGUGGGAUUCCAUGGACAUUACGAAGUUGGGUAUCGUAGUGGAACAAAAGUGGGUGCAUAUUUCGUUAAUGGUCGGGACGGUUAUAGUCAUAUAGUUGAGUAUACUGCCGACGAAUUAGGAUUCCAUCCUAAAGUGUAUUACAUUUAUUUAGGAUUAGACCAUCCUGAUAUUCCAAAAGAAGAAACGGAAAAAGAAUUUGGAUUGAAGGGAUAUAUAUUUGAAUGGUAUAGCAUUGGCUAAUAAAUGCACUAUUUUUAACGUGACAGAGUAGCAUUAAAUCUUCUAGUUUCCUAAAUAUGGCAUCCCAUUAUUGAAUAAUGCUAUCGUACGCUCAUCGUUUAUAAUUAU